Messenger RNA from Uranotaenia lowii, 5803 nucleotides. It is a transcript of the gene qless, whose product is annotated as all trans-polyprenyl-diphosphate synthase PDSS1. The transcript is spliced from 9 exons. Gene Ontology annotation, molecular function: prenyltransferase activity. Gene Ontology annotation, biological process: ubiquinone biosynthetic process; isoprenoid biosynthetic process. The record is from RefSeq and is a predicted model, not a curated record. Gene Ontology annotation, cellular component: mitochondrion; transferase complex. Lineage: Eukaryota; Metazoa; Arthropoda; Insecta; Diptera; Culicidae. The coding region runs from base 953 to 2653 and encodes 566 amino acids.
GAAAAUCAAAACAUCCCAUCCCCCAGAACGGGAGAAACAACGAAAUUGCCAGAAAAUUGCACAACAGCUGUAAGAAGUGGUUUUUCUUAUCCGACACAAUCUUCCGGGUUAAGGUAAUAGAUUUCAUAAGUUUGUUAAAGCCGUGUUCUGAUUAGGGAAUGUGACUCGAAGAAAACGGGCUGAUUGUCAUCAUUGAAACGCUAGAGUGUGUUGAUUGCAGCCAGCAGAAAAAAAGUGUUUCGCAAUCACUUGGGUCGGCUGCCGAAAAAUUACUUCGUUCCUCGGACGUGUGUGUUCUCGGUUAAGUUUCCGGGAUUUGUGCGGAUCUCGGGACAUAAAACGGAAACGGAACUGUGUCAAGUGUAUGUGCCGGUCAAAUUCGAGAAAAUAGUUGGUGAAGUUAGGCGAAGAACAGCGUGAUUAUUGGCGUACAGAAUUUUUUCGGCGGCUCGUUGAAGGAAAGUUGCAUGAAGUGUUUGUCUCCUUGCUGCUGAUAACUGGCUGAUUGGACGGCGACGACGACGACGACGACGUCAACAAUCGGUUCAGCGGAUCGCACAAUGGCACGACGCCGAUGAUCAUCAUCACGAUCGAUCGAGAAGAAGCUGACUGAAGGCGACGCCGGCGAAAGUGUGAUGUUAGGCGUCGGAGAGCCGAUUAGUUAAGGGAGAGAGAGUACGGUGAGAGAAAGAAAACUCUUCGUCGUUUCGUGGAGAGUCGAGUUGGGGAGUUUGCUCCACGCGCUCCCCCGAAGAGUGAGCUGAGUUGGGGCGCGCGUUGACUGACUGGACUGGACUGGCUGGCUGGUCGCUCGGGCCCCUCGUGUGCGUCGUCGUCGUUGUGGUUCGGGUGGUGAUAAUCUGGUGGUGGUUAAGCGCCUCACGACGACGAAUCUUCCAAGCCAACAAGAUCCUCUUGCGCGAAACCGUUUUUUCGGGGGGUUUCUAGCGUAAUGCUGCCAACCGAUCGGCUCACAAUUCUUUUGACUAUGGCGUGUUUAAGUUCGUCGAAUCGGGUGUGCGCCCGCGUUGUGCAGGAAAAAUUGUGUCAAUUUGUCGUUGGCAAAAAUCAGGCCCCGUCCUCGGUGCUCGGUUCGGUAUCUUCUGGCGGCGGCCACGGUGGUGGCAAUAAUACAAGUGAGAAAAAUAGUGCUGGUGGCACCGUUUCCGGAACUGCUGCAAGUGCUGGAUCCUUAGCUGGUGCCAACAAUAAUAAUAAAAGUAAUAGUGUCGUCGUUGCAAGUGGUAGCUCAAGCAACAGCAACAGCAGCAGUGCCAUGGCCGCCGUGAAUCGUACUGUUGCCACUGUGGCGAAGAGAACCGGAGGAAUCUUCUCCGGUGCUGGCACCAUGUAUCCGUUGUUUACAUCCGGUGGUUCUAUUGGCGCGGAAGCUUUGAAAUUCGGACCGAUUGGUGCGAUUGGUGUUGCUGGCGGCAGUGUUCGUGGUUUUUACAGUUCGGCUUUGGUGCGCAAUCUUGUCAAGAGAAAUCAGCCAUCAUGUACCAGCAGAUUACAGCAGUGCAGCCAGCUGCACCAGUCCGCAUCCAGCAGCAGCAGCAGCAACAGCCACAUCCAGACCAGCCCAGCCGCGUCCACCCCCGCACAUCCCUGCAUGCGAGGUUACAGUUCCGUACACACACAGCAGCCGGCCGGCCCGAUCCGGGAAUACAACAUCGAUCCGUACAUCCUGCUCGACGAGGAACUCAAGUACAUCUUCGAGGACAUCAGACAGGAAAUCAGCCGUGCCACCAACCACCAGGAGCUGCAAAAGAUUGCAGUCUACUACUUCGACGGCCAGGGGAAAGCCAUUCGACCGAUGGUGGCCAUGCUGAUGGCCAAGGCACUCAACUACCACAUGCACAACGAAAACAGCAACAUAGUGCACGCACAGCGACAGAUCGCCAUGAUUUCGGAGAUGAUUCACACCGCCAGCCUGGUACACGAUGACGUCAUCGAUCAGUCAUUCGCGCGGCGAGGCAAACCCAGCGUCAACGUCAUAUGGAAUCAUAAAAAGGUGACACAGGCUGGCGAUUACGUGCUUGCUGUAGCGUCUAUGUUGCUGGCCCGACUUAAACACGACGAAGUUACUCACAUCCUCAGUCAGGUCCUGACAGAUUUAGUGCAGGGAGAGUUCAUGCAGCUAGGCUCCAAGGAAACCGAAAACGAACGAUUCGCUCACUACUUCACCAAGACGUACAGGAAAACGGCAUCCCUAAUAGCGAAUAGUUUAAAAGCGGUGGCAGUCCUAUCCGGGGCGGACGAACAGAUGGUCGAGCUGAGCUUCCAGUACGGGCGGAAUUUGGGCCUGGCGUUCCAGUUUGUCGAUGAUCUGCUAGAUUUCGUGUCCAGCUCCGAGGCCAUGGGCAAACCGGCCGCCGCGGAUCUGAAGUUGGGUCUGGCCACCGCGCCGGUGCUCUUUGCCUGCGAGAAGUACCCGGAGCUCAACCCGAUGAUCCUGCGCCGCUUCCGGGAACCGGGCGACGUCGAGCGGGCCUACGAGCUGGUACACAAAUCGCAGGGCCUGGAGCAGACCCGCUUUCUGGCCCGGAAGCACUGCAUCGAGGCGCUGCGGCUCGCGUCCCAGAUCAGCGAAUCGCCGUAUCAAAAGGGUUUGAUAGUGGUCGGCGACUUCGUGCUGAACCGAAUGAAAUAACACCCGACGAAGAAAAAAAAACGGUGGGAGAUGAACGGCGGAAGGAGCGGUUACGUUACGUUACGAUACGUUAGUUAGUUAGCUAGUUAGUUGGUAAUAAGAUUAGCUAAUAGGCUCUAGUUAUUUUUUUUUUGUAUGGAAGGAAGAAAAAACUUCUUAGGAGCAAGUUUUGUGCGAUUGAUAGGGUCAAGUUAACUCUAUUGUUUUGUUUCGUUUUUUUUUUCAAUAUUUUUUUUUGUUUCGAAUUGAAUCACCAACUUUUUUCAUCGAUUGUGAAAAAACUGUGUCACUUUUUUUUUGGUUUUGUUUUUUUUUUUGUUUUGAAUGUAUCGAGUUUGAGUGAAGAAUUCUAUGUACAGUUGAAUCGUGGUCUUCGGAUCUUAUGAUAAAACUUCUUCCCAAGAGAUCAUGACCGGGGGAAAAACACGAGGGAAAAAAGGGAUAAAAAGACAGAGGAAGAGUGUAUGACUGUGUGAGAGUGAUGUGCGUAAAAGUGAAUCAUAUUUGUAGGAGAAAUCUAUCGGGGUGUGUUAUUGUUAUUAAUGUAGUUGUAUCUAUUUUAUUACUUCCGGAAGUAACUUUGUGGGGUUUGCUGCACACCGGAAUAGGGAUGUCCCCUUUUUUCCGCGUGCCACAGCUGGGUUUAAAUAUUAUUCGAGAGUGAUCGAGAGAGAUUCAGGUUUAUAGAACUGAACGCGUAUGGAAUGUGUAUAGUGCGGGUUCAAAAACAAUAAAAAAUCUACAUUACUCAAUAAACUUCUUUCAGUAUCUUUAAUUCUAUAAAUUUAUUUUAGCGCGAAAAAGGCAAGCAAUAAUAAGUUCUACUUUAAGUGACCGUCUUUAGUCUUUAGAGGGCAGUAUAGAGAAAAAUCGUAUGGGGAGCAAUGUGUGAAUAAUCAAAUCGAAAAAAAAAGUUAGAGAAAGAUGCGUUGAUGUUGCAGGGCCAGAUAGAGCAAGACGAAAAACAACGAAACAUAAGUGCAAUGUUACGUUACAGAAAAUUUGUUUAUCAUCAGUUUAGAAUGUUUUCAAAGUUUUAUUUUUAUUUGUUUUGGUUCACUCGGAAUUGGAAUGUGUGAGAUUGAGUCUUCUAACAACUAUUGUAUAAAAGAUUUUCGUAUGGUUUGUUUUUGUUUUUAUAGAAUCCUUGAAGAAGAUUUUUUAUGAGUAUAAAUUCCUCUUGAUUUCAGUUUAUGUUUGUAUUCAACUUCCACUGAAUGGUCUGAAAAAAAAAAGCGUAUAUGUGUCUGUAAAUUGAGCAAGAGCAAAAACAGAGAGAAGUCAGAAGUGAAAUUUGAUAGUGUUUGUGAGAUAUGAUUAGUGAACUUUGAAUGAAAUUUGAAUGUAUGUGCGAGUGUGGGAAGUAUUGUGUCUUAAAAUAUAAAUGUAAUCAACAGGAGCCUUAAUAGAUUAAUGGGAAAGAAAAUGUACAUAGUCUAAGAUAUUGCGUGAGUCAACGGGAGAAAUCCACGAGAGAUGAAGCUCUCGUUCAAGUAGGCAUUGAAAUGCGAAACUCGAAGCACGUCAGUGUGAGUGAGAGUAUGUUUCAAUCUAACGUUAGCGUAUAUAUCAUUCAUAGUAGGCCAAUCAGUGUCCACUAGCUGCUCAAUUAUGGUUUAAAGCGAAAAUGCAAAACGUACCAGUUUAAAUUCAUACUCUAAUUUUAAAAGAAGAAGGAAAAAAAACCCCGACGACAGGGAAGGUCUUAUAAUUUGAUAAAAUCAAAGAUGAAAAUAAUCGGAUUCUAUACAAAGGCACAAUGAAACAUCCCCCAAACAACUGUAAAUAUUAGCUCUAAUUUAUCCACUAAGCCGAACCCUUUUAGUUUAAACCGAGAGAGAACACGCACACAAACACACAUCCAAUCGAACUUUUACACCAACAACAACAGCACAGAUUGAAGAAUCAUGCGUUGACAGCUGUCAGAAACAAAAACGCACCGGUGUAGUGUUGUUGUUUUUUUUCUCGUUUGACAGUUGUCUAAAUCUUCACACACACAUGUAAACAAACAAUCAAAAUUCCCCUAAACCCCGUUCCACAUCCUCUUAUUUAACAUCCUUUCCCUUAAUACAGUGUAAAUCAAAUAUGAGAAGAAAAAAACUUAGAAAUAGUGAAAGAUGAAGCGAAAAGCAACAAUCAAAUCGUGACUCGGCUGGGGAUUCUUCUUUCAUAAAACAACAUUUUUGUUUAAGCGUUUAGCAUUGGUUAGUAAUUUUUGUUUUGUUUCCAUUUCUUCUUCGUUCGUGUUGUGAAAAUGACAGUUCCAAAAGUGUCACACGACGGAAAGAGUAGAGGAAAAAUGGCAGCUCGGUCGCAGUUAAGUGGUUGCCAAAAAAUAAGAAUUAAAACGUUUUAACUCUUCCGUUUCGCCCCCUCCUGAAAAGUUACCAUUUUUGUCUUUCUAAAACUUGCUAAAUCAAAAGCCGCCGCCGAGCAGUUUCUAAAAGUCAAAAACAGAUUGUGUUCGGUAGUUAGUUAUUUAAAUUAGAAAAAAAAAAGAAAAAGACGUGACCACUCGAAGGAAAGCAAGUGAAACCUUUUUAUUUCUUUUUAUAAAUCCUUACAUUUUAGGGGAGCGCGAAGAUGCAAUCAAAAGUAAACUAACAUUGAGAUAAACAAUUUAUGAAGAAAGAAGAAAAAAAGCAUAACGGAAGGGCUGCCAAAUAGUUGUUUUCCACCUUGAAUUUGUAAAAAAAACGAAACUAAACUGUAUAGAAAAUCUGUUGAAAAUGUUGAAAACAACAUUACAAAUCUGAAAGAUUUUAAGAGAAGAAAAAAAAAACGAAGAGUAAAACACACAUCAGUUAAAAAGUAAACCCCCCAUCUUAUUAGCGAGCGCAUUGAACGAUAGAAAAAAUACACUCAAAAAAAAAAACUGGGAAAUGGUGUAUUUUUGGUGUGAAUGUGUGUUCUAGAGUAUAAAGGUGAAAAAAAAAAUCUAGAAAGAAAUAAACACAAGUUUCAACCAACAACUUAGACACAAAUAUACACAUAUAACUUUGAGAGAGAAAAACAAAACUUCAAUAGGGAUGUACAGUAUAUUAUUCAUUGCGCCCACAGACACACAUAUAUAUUUUACAGAAGAAAAAAUCUACACCAACACCAAGACACCCACACACCCACAGAGAGAAGCGAGAAAUUUAGAAGAGA